Elephantulus edwardii (Cape elephant shrew) is the source of this 1421-nucleotide messenger RNA. It is a transcript of the gene GMFB, whose product is annotated as glia maturation factor, beta. Gene Ontology annotation, cellular component: actin cortical patch. The transcript is spliced from 7 exons. NCBI's taxonomy places the organism in Eukaryota, Metazoa, Chordata, Mammalia, Macroscelidea, Macroscelididae. Gene Ontology annotation, biological process: actin filament debranching; negative regulation of Arp2/3 complex-mediated actin nucleation. Bases 54 to 482 code for a protein of 142 amino acids. Gene Ontology annotation, molecular function: Arp2/3 complex binding; actin binding. The record is from RefSeq and is a predicted model, not a curated record.
AUUCUUAAAGGGGCCAGAGGGAAGGCGAGAGGCUGCUGACGGCCGGAAGGAAAAUGAGUGAAUCUUUGGUGGUUUGUGAUGUUGCUGAAGAUUUAGUGGAAAAGCUGAGAAAGUUUCGUUUUCGCAAAGAAACAAAUAAUGCUGCCAUUAUAAUGAAGAUUGACAAGGAUAAACGUCUGGUGGUACUGGAUGAAGAGCUUGAGGGCAUUUCACCUGAUGAACUUAAAGAUGAGUUACCUGAACGACAACCUCGCUUCAUUGUGUAUAGUUAUAAAUAUCAACAUGAUGAUGGAAGAGUUUCAUACCCUUUGUGCUUCAUUUUCUCCAGUCCUGUUGGGUGUAAACCUGAACAACAGAUGAUGUAUGCUGGGAGUAAGAAUAAGCUAGUCCAAACAGCUGAGCUAACCAAGGUAUUUGAAAUAAGAAAUACUGAAGACUUAACUGAAGAAUGGUUACGUGAAAAACUUGGAUUUUUCCACUAAUGUGAACUUCUGUGUUUCUAAAGUAUUUAUGUAUUAGCCUGACCAUACUGGAAUCAGACAUAAAUACUUAUUUAUGCCUAAAAUGCACUGUUACUUACAGUUUGUUCCUGCAGUAAAGAAAAAUCUUCAUUUGUGCAAAGUAUGAACAAAGAGGAAAUUAUCUUCCUAGUAAUGAAACUUUGUAAAGUGUUUCCUUAUAUUUGUAAUUGUUAGGUGGACUACUUCUCUCCAGGGACUUUUUUGCACUCUUGUGACUAAUUUCUAUAACUUAUGGUUCAGAAUUUGUUACUAUUUACAGACACCAUUGCAAAGUGGACAUUAGAGUGUUAUAGACAACAGUUGCCUCCUUUUGACAGAUACUGGAUAAUAGCUGUUGAUAAAUGAAAAUAAUGCUAUCACUUGUCAAAUCUUUGAGAUUAAUUUGAGGUUAAAGACUUGAGUGACCUAAUUUUGAGCCAUGAAUAAUAAUGUCGUGUAGCCUGAAUUUUGAGUACAGUUUUCAUCAAACCUUCUUUGGUUUCCUAAAUCUUUUUAACCAAGUCCAGAAACUAUGUUUAUCAAUCAUUCUUAAAGUCUGGAAGUUUAGAUUUUAUGAUAAAGAUUGACUGUGACUGUUAGGUUAUCUUGCUAGCAUCUUACAAAAAUUAAUGAGUUAGAACUAAUCAAGGGCUUCAUUUCAAUGAUAUAAUUUCUAGAUCAUUUUGAACCUAGGUUAAUAACAUUUUAUUUAUAAAGCAUCUCUUAAUUUUGUCCCAUAAACACUAGUUAUUUUAAAUGUGUUAAUACUGUGCCUUUGAUUUGUUAGCUUUAAAGUUAGGUUAUGACUUUUACACUGCCAGUAUUCCACAUUUGGUAAGAUGAUUACAUUUGUAAAGGGUCCAAGUAAAAUAAUUUUAUAACAUAUGUAUCUGCGAUUUGUAAUGAAACCAACUUCAUAUU